UCCUCUCUUCAUCCAGAUCGAGCCUACCGCCGGAAGUGGGUUUGUUGUUCGCUCUCAAGGCUGAAGGCAAGAAGGCGAAAACAGCAUUGUCGGAGUGGAAAAUAGUUUUUUUCGACCAGUACUUUGCUCACAAGAGAGGCCGAGGGUGCAAAGAAAUAGAAGCAGUCAUUCCUUUCACCUGCAUUCGAUUUGUGUUGAUGGUGUAGAUCUAUUCAUCUGGAUAGCGGCAUCAUGGCCUACAACUAUGUUGUUACCGCUCACAAGCCAACUUCAGUGUCAAACGGUGUCACAGGACACUUCACGUCUCCAAGUGACUUGAAUCUGAUCAUAGCAAAGAAUACCAGAAUUGAAAUAUAUGUUGUCACACCUGAAGGGCUCAGGCCCAUAAAAGAGAUUAUGAUCUAUGGAAAGAUCGCCGUAAUAGAGCUGUUUCGACCUCCGGGUGAAACCAAGGACUUGCUGUUUCUGCUGACUCAUCGCUACAAUGCCAUGACACUGGAGUGCCAGAUGGAUGGAGAAAAUAUUGAAAUCAUCACUCGGGCUCAUGGGAAUGUUCAGGAUCAGAUUGGUCGGCCUUCAGAGACGGGAAUUAUUGGCAUCAUUGAUCCAGAGUGUAGAGUGAUUGGCCUGCGCCUAUAUGAUGGCCUGUUCAAAGUGUUUCAGCUGGAGAAAGAAAACAGAGAACUAAAAGCGUUCAGCAUAAGGAUGGAGGAACUGAUUGUCAUUGACAUGGCUUUCCUCUACGGCUGCCAGACACCGACAGUGGCCUUCAUCCACCAGGAUCAAAGUGGAAGGCAUGUGAAGACGUACGAGAUAUCUCUCAGGGAUAAAGACUUUCAGAAAGGACCCUGGAAGCAAGAUAAUGUGGAAACAAUGGCCUCUAUGCUUAUUCCCAUCCCUGAACCUUUUGGAGGCACUGUCAUCAUUGGAGAGGAAUCUAUCACGUAUCACAACGGGUUUAACUACAUUGCAAUUGCUCCACCACAGAUCAAGCUGAGCCCUAUAAAUUGCUACGGCAAAGUGGAUGCCAACGGAUCUCGAUAUCUCCUGGGGAACUUCUCUGGAGAUCUCUUCAUGCUUAUCUUGGAGAAGGAGGAGAGAAUGGACGGCACAGUUACUGUAAAGGAUCUGAAAGUCGAGACUUUAGGAGUGACGACCAUACCGGAGAAAAUUCUGUAUCUGGACAACGGGGUUGUGUUCCUUGGCUCUCAUGUCGGAGAUUCGCAGCUUGUUAAGUUGAAUUCAAAGAGAGACAGCAGUGGUUCGUACGUCCAGGUUAUGGAGACCUUCACCAAUCUUGGUCCUAUUCUGGACAUGGUGGUUGUGGACCUGGAGAGGCAAGGUCAAGGACAGCUUGUGACCUGUUCGGGUGCUGUCAAAGAAGGAUCUCUCCGGAUCAUCAGGAAUGGAAUCGGCAUCAACGAACAUGCCAGCAUAGAUCUGCCAGGAAUAAAGGGAAUCUGGCCUCUGAGAGUGAACUCUGAGAAGUACGACAACAUGAUGGUCAUGUCUUUUGUGGGACAGUCCAGAGUGUUGCAGCUGUCUGGUGAAGAGGUGGAGGAGACAGAGCUGCCAGGUUUUGAUGGCGAUAACCAGACAUUUGUCUGCAACAAUGUGUCCUUCAAUCAGAUUUUACAGAUCACCCAGGCGUCCAUGAGGCUGAUCCAGUGCUCCCCGCCCAGCUUGGCGGCCGAGUGGAAGCACCCCAAGGGGAAGAACAUCAGCCUGGCCUGCUGCAACAACACGCAGGUGGUCAUCGCCGCCGGAAGCGAGCUCUUCUACUUCAAGAUCGAGGACGGGAAAGUCUCACUGAAAAGCAACACGACCGUGGAGCACGAGGUGGCCUGUCUGGACAUUGGUCCCGUGGAGGGCGGCUCCGAGUCGUCUAGUCUCUUGGCCGUGGGCUUGUGGACAGAUAUCUCGGCCAGACUCUUCCGACUGCCGGACUUUGAGAGCCUGCAUGUGGAGAUGUUGGGAGGAGAGAUAAUUCCCAGAUCCAUUCUCAUGGCGACAUUUGAAGGCGUGCAGUACCUGCUGUGUGCUCUGGGAGACGGCUCCUUGUUCUACUUCAUUCUGGAUGUGAAGACAGGGUACUUGUCGGAGAAGAAGAAAGUGACCUUAGGCACCCAGCCCACGAUGCUGAGGACGUUCCGGUCUCUGUCCACCACCAACGUGUUUGCCUGCUCGGACCGGCCCACCGUCAUCUACAGCAGCAACCACAAGCUGGUCUUCUCCAACGUCAACCUGAAGGAGGUCAAUCACAUGUGCCCGCUCAACUCAGACGGAUACCCUGACAGCUUGGCCCUGUCUAACGACACCACUCUGAUGAUCGGCACCAUCGAUGAGAUCCAAAAACUGCACAUCCGCACCAUUCCCCUGAGAGAGUCCCCCAGGCGGAUCGCCUACCAGGAACCGACGCAGACAUUUGGCGUCAUCAGCUGCCGCGUUGACAGCGGCGAGCGCAACCUGCCAGGGUUUGAACCUCUGCCUCCGCCUGCCAGUCUGACGGCCUUGAACACGUCGACGGCCACCUCCAAACUGUUGCCCAGUGGGGGCGGGGGCUCGGCGGGUGGGGAGCAGGCUGUCAGCGAGGAGCAAGAGAUCUACUCGCUUCUCAUUCUCAGACAGAGCACAUUUGAGGUUCUGCACGCUCACACACUCCUGCCUGGCGAGUGCACCACCAGCCUGAUCUCUGCCACGUUGGGUGAGGACCCGACCCCCUACUACAUCGUGGGCACCGCCAUCGUCAGCCCGGAGGAGGCGGAGCCAAAGUCUGGUCGCAUCAUUGUGUUCCACUACAAUGAAGGAAAACUGACAAUGGUUGCGGAGAAGGAAAUCAAAGGCGCUGCCUACAGCAUGGUGCCCUUCAACGGCAAACUCCUGGCCAGCGUGAACAGCACUGUGCGUCUAUUUGAGUGGACCAGCGAGAAGGAACUGCGCCUGGAGUGCAGCCACUUCAACAACAUCCUGGCCCUGUACCUCAAGUCGAAGGGCGACUUUGUGCUGGUGGCCGACCUCAUGAAGUCCAUCACGCUGCUGGGGUACAAGCACAUGCAGGACGCCUUCGAGGAGAUCGCCCGCGACUGCAACGUCAAGUUCAUGACGGCCAUCGAGAUCCUGGACGACGACAACUUUAUUGGCGCGGACAACUCGUACAACUUGUUUGUUUGCCAGAAAGACAGUGCUGCCACGACGGACGAGGAGAGGUCUCAGAUGCAGGAAGUCGGGCUGUACCAUCUCGGGGAAUUUGUCAAUGUCUUCAGACACGGUUCCCUGGUGAUGCACCACGCCGGCGAAAACACCAUCCCCGUGCAGGGUUCAGUGUUGUUUGGUACCACGAAUGGAGCUGUGGGCAUGGUUGCCCAGCUGCCUCAAGAGUUCUACAAUUUCCUGUUUGAGGUCCAGAACAGACUGAGCAAAGUCAUCAAAAGUGUGGGCAAAGUUCAGCACAGCUUCUGGCGGUCAUUCUACACGGAGCAGAAACGUGACGCGUCCACCGGGUUCAUUGACGGAGACUUGUUGGAGAGCUUCCUAGACCUGUCCAGAGACAAGAUGCAGGAGGUUGUGCAAGGGCUGCAGAUGGAUGACGGUGACAUGAAGCGGGAUGCCACGGUGGACGACCUGGUCAAGACAAUCGAGGAGCUGACCCGCAUUCACUAGACUUGAUUUACGACUGAUGGUUUACAGUACGUGUGGGCUAUAAUAUCAGGACAACCCGCAUUCAGUAGACUGGAUUUACAUAUUAUGGUUUACAGUACGUGUUUACUAUAAUAUUAGGAUGGCUUUCGCUGACCCGCAUUCACUAGACUGGAUUUACGACUGAUGGUUUACAGAACGUGUGGACUUUAAGAUCAUUAUCAGGAAUGCUUUAGCUAAUCCACUUUCACUAGACUGGUUUUACGGAUGGUUUACAGUACGUGUGGAGUAUGAUGAUAUCAGAAUGGCUGUAGUUGACUCGCGUUCGUCAGUCUGGUCUCGUCCGUUGAUGGUGUUGUGCUCUCUAACUCUGUGACUGGAAGAAAUAGAUCGAGUUUUUAAAAAUCUAAAACCAUUGUUGGGAUUGAUCUGUGGCUCCUCACUGAAAGUCGAGAGUCAGCAUGGAAUAUAAAUACAAUACAAAGGACACGGGUUAUCCAAAAACAGCGGUAAAACGAAAGAAAAUAAAAUUUGCAAUUUUUUUCUCUUGUCCUCUUCUAUUUGAGCAACCUCUCCGCACCCCCCCAAAAAAAACUUGGUUUAACUUUAAAAAAUCUGGCGUCUCACAGAUUUCGGUUUAAGGGUACUCUGCUGUAUUAUAGGAGUACUAUGGGCUAACUGGCUAACUUUCAUAUCUUCUUUCAUGGAAUAAAGUUUGUUUUUGUUUGGGGGGGGGGGGGGGGGGGUUCAUUCUUUUUUUGUGAGAAGCCAGUUACGUGGUAAGAUCAUCCCAUCAUUACGGUGUUUUACCGCACAUGUGUGUUGCGAUGGCACGGCCGCAGUACUCCCUGCUCUUAGAAUUACAGCAAGACACUGAAGCCUGUUGCUGGGAGUGAAAACAUUUCUUAUAUUUGCUAUGUCAAUGAUGUUUUUGAAGUUGUGCUGGGUGUGAAAGUGAUUUAUUUGUAUGUCUUUUUUUUAAUGUUUGCAUGGUCAUUGAAAACAACCCCCAAGUUGAAUUCUGAUGACAUUUGACUGUAGUUUUUGGCUCUUUGAAUACAAGUGUAAUAAUAUUCUGAAA
Messenger RNA from Aplysia californica (California sea hare), 4717 nucleotides. Its product is annotated as DNA damage-binding protein 1. Gene Ontology annotation, cellular component: nucleus; site of double-strand break. The record is from RefSeq and is a predicted model, not a curated record. The transcript is spliced from 27 exons. Gene Ontology annotation, biological process: DNA repair; proteasome-mediated ubiquitin-dependent protein catabolic process. Bases 232 to 3660 code for a protein of 1142 amino acids. Gene Ontology annotation, molecular function: protein binding; nucleic acid binding. NCBI's taxonomy places the organism in Eukaryota, Metazoa, Mollusca, Gastropoda, Aplysiida, Aplysiidae.